CAUCAGCAGACGCCAUAUUGAGAACGUUGUGUAGAGAAUGUGUUGUUGGUUUCUUUAAAUGUCAGUGUUAUAUUAAUGACGUUUGUUUCGUAUGAUAGCUGUCAUAUUUGCAGUACUUAUUACGUUUGAAUCCAAGUAAGGUCUAUUAUAAUCAUGAAUCGUAGUGAUGGACUAGUGCAAAGACGAAAUGUGUCAAGAGAAAAUGGAGAAGGAGUGGCUAAAGAUACUCUUAAUUCUGAUGAUAAGAAAUCUACAGAGAGAGAUGAAGAAUUGGAAGAUGGGGAUUCCAAAGAAACUAGGCUGACACUUAUGGAAGAAGUUCUACUGUUAGGAUUGAAAGACAAAGAGGGCUAUACAUCAUUUUGGAAUGACUGCAUAUCUAGUGGGCUACGAGGAUGUAUCCUCAUUGAGUUGGGAAUUCGUGGCCGCAUAGAAUUGGAAAAAGCUGGCAUGAGACGGAAGAGUCUACUAAAUCGCAAGUUACUUGUUAAGAGUGACACACCAACAGGAGAUGUUUUGCUUGAUGAGGCCCUAAAGCAUAUGAAGGAUACGGAUCCACCAGAAACUGUACAAAGUUGGAUUGAAUAUCUUAGUGGUGAAACGUGGAACCCGUUGAAGUUGAGAUACCAGCUGAAGAAUGUACGUGAAAGAUUAGCUAAGAACCUGGUAGAAAAGGGCGUGCUUACAACAGAAAAACAGAACUUCCUCUUAUUUGACAUGACGACACACCCUCUCACUGAUAACGUUGCGAAAUCACGCCUGGUGAAAAAGGUUCAAGACGCGGUGUUGGGGAAGUGGGUGAACGAUCCUCAUCGUAUGGAUAAACGCUUGCUGUCCCUCAUCUUCCUGGCACAUGCCUCGGACGUACUAGAGAAUGCGUUCGCUCCACUCAAUGACGACGAUUAUGAACUCGCUAUGAAACGUGUCCGAGAACUUCUUGACCUGGACUUUGAGGCUGAAAGUAUGAAACCAAAUACAAAUGAAACCGUAUGGGCCGUAUUUGCUGCGUUCACCAAAUAAGAAAUGCGGUUCCAUUCACGGAAAACAUAACACAAAUCAUGAUUUACGUCUUCUUGAGCUUCAAUCCUAAAGCAACGUGAGGAGUAACCAUUUUGCUUAAAAAUGUAUGAGUUCUGAAUAAAAAAAGGUAUGUAUGUGUGUGAAAGACUUGGUUUUCCUUGGUUGGUGCUCAAGAAGUUUGUAACUGCGCCUUGUACGCUGAUCUACGAGGCGUAGAACGUUGAGACAUCUGAAGCAACAGUUGAUAUCUGUUACACAAUGCCACCUCCAGUAUGAUUGAGAAUAUAAAGUUAUAUUAUUAUAAGCAUUGUUCAGCAUCUGCUGUGUGGUUUAUGGUUAAUAUUUUAUAUAUGAAAGCACUGAAGUGUAGUUUCGAUAAUAGUAAUACAGGUUUAGUCAAAAAGUAGCUGCACGCUUUUGGAGGACUGUAACCCUGUUACCUGCAGCCAAAAUUGCGCUGAUAUCAGCAGAUGUCUGUAGAGCGUAACCUCAAGUUUCGUCUGUUUGUUGCGCUUGUGAAUUGUGGAAAACAAAAUGGAGACAUGGUGGCGCGGAACGAGCGCGAUGUGCAUUCUGGUUCGAACAAACGAAUCCUCUCAUUGCGUAAGUGUGGUCGCAACUGAAAUUCAACAGAAUUUUUGUACGCGGUUCGGCAGAAAUGCUCCGAUCAAACAUUCUGUGUACGAGUGGCAUAACAGCUUUACUGAUACAGGUCUGUGGAUUGGGAGGGCAGGUCCAGUCGCUUGGCCACCUCAUUCACCGGAUCUCACACCAGCAGAUUUUUCUUCCUACUGUGAUACAUUAAGGAUCACGUUUACCACCCACACACCCAACGAUCUUAGAGAAUUACGGGAGAGGAUUCAUUUGUUUGAACUACAACACACAUCGCGCUCUUUCUGCGCCAAUAUAAGUCUCCAUUUUGUUUUCCACAAUUCACAAGCGCAACAAACAGACGAAACUUGAGGUUACGCUCUGCUGAUAUCAGCGCAAUUUUGGCUGCAGAUAACUCGGUUACAGUUCUCAAAAAGUUUGCAGCUACUUUUGACUUACCCUGUAUUUUAUAGAAUUAUGCUCCAAGUUCCUUAAAAUAAUGUAUCAGCGUUACGUUUCGGUGGAGUAAUGUGUUACAAAGGCAAAAAAAAAAAAUAUAUCCUUGCGACUGUAUACAAGUAGGAGCCAUUCUGAUGCAUUUCACAGGAUGCAAUGCGAAAACUAUUGUGUAAUACUUGGGAAUAUAAAAAUACCUUUCUUUCUAGUUCGCUUUAUGACGUACAUUAUGGUUACCCGAAGCACGCCGGCCACGGUGCAUUGCACCCAAGUGAAAUUUAACAGCACUGUUUUUGUUUGGCGCACGUUUUAUCCGAAGAAUGGUAAAUUUAAAGUGUGACUGAAUGAAAAUGCGAAAGAUGUGUUCGAUAUGGGAUCGUAUGAAAUUGGCGUGGCUUCGUGGUUUGUAGAUAGCCCGCGUGGAUGCCAUAGGAUUGUGUUACGUUCUGUAAUUACAUUGAUUAAGAAAUGUUAUUGACUUUUAUAAUAUGAUAAUUGGGAUGUAUACAUGUAUACACUGUACCAAGAAUUCAUUAUUAAUAUUAUUGAAUCAUUAUUAAAGUAAUUUGUAUAUAAUCGCGUGUCUUGAUAUGAUUCGAGGCUUCUGUUUACGUAGGUAUGAGUUUCCUUGCGUCGUAAUUUUAAAUUUAAUUUGUACCACUACUUGUAAAAUAUGUUCUGUGUCAUACUAAAUAAUUCAUAGUAAAUUGGACAUGAAUGUAUGGGCCUACGGCUAAAAUGUAAUGCACGAAAACUCUUGUUCAGCGACAUCGAGAAUAUAUUCCAGCUUCUGCCUGCUGACGUUUGAUUAUGAUAUUAUGUGAAUAGACAGAAACUGUUGGUGAGGAAUUAAUAGUGAAUUGGCGUGUGAGCGUCGCGGCAGUCGUGAAAAGUGAAGCUGUCAGAGAUGUAUGGCUGAAACAGUUUCUUAGAAUUUGUUGGUGUACGAGUUCUGUACACCGUCACUUUUCAUGAGAACUGAAGAAGAUUGUUUGGGCAAUUAUGGCAGCCGGAAUGAAAGCUGAGAAUUUUAUAUACAGGAUAAGUCGACAAAUGUAGUUGUUACCGAGACCUCUUUGAUGUGCCGUGAGGUUUAUCCUAAUGAUUAACCUUACUGUACAUUGUGUUAGCUCUAAUAGUAAUAGUUCAUGAUUCGCAGUGUGUAAAACACGCAACUUUGUCGGGUUUGUGAAGUGUGCUGCUUACAUUUCAUCCCUAAUUACAGAGGAAAUAAAAAAAGAGUUUUUAGGAA
Molecule: messenger RNA, 3319 nt
Organism: Zootermopsis nevadensis
Lineage: Eukaryota; Metazoa; Arthropoda; Insecta; Blattodea; Termopsidae
Gene: sau
Product: Golgi phosphoprotein 3 homolog sauron
Biological process (GO): retrograde vesicle-mediated transport, Golgi to endoplasmic reticulum; Golgi vesicle budding; Golgi to plasma membrane protein transport
Cellular component (GO): Golgi cisterna; cytosol; trans-Golgi network
Molecular function (GO): phosphatidylinositol-4-phosphate binding
Source: RefSeq, a predicted model, not a curated record